Messenger RNA from Zeugodacus cucurbitae (melon fly), 1281 nucleotides. Its product is annotated as gustatory receptor 5a for trehalose-like. Gene Ontology annotation, cellular component: membrane. The coding region runs from base 16 to 1281 and encodes 421 amino acids. The transcript is spliced from 8 exons. Gene Ontology annotation, biological process: detection of chemical stimulus involved in sensory perception of taste; sensory perception of sweet taste. The record is from RefSeq and is a predicted model, not a curated record. Lineage: Eukaryota; Metazoa; Arthropoda; Insecta; Diptera; Tephritidae. Gene Ontology annotation, molecular function: sweet taste receptor activity.
AAGCCAACGACAAGUAUGUUAAAUGAAAAAUUUAAGAAGAGCAAAGAGGCAUACAAGUUGAAGCCCCGUGGCAUCCGACGUGGUACGCGAGCUGACUUCCUUCACAACGGCAGCUUUCAUGAGGCAGUUGGACCGGUUUUGGUGAUUGCUCAGUACUUUGCUCUGAUGCCAGUUCGUGGAAUACUCGCCUCUACCCCCAAAGGAUUAUCGUUUAGCUGGAUAAGCUUUCGCACCUGCUAUUGCUUAGUAUAUACACUGCUAACUUGCGCUUCUACCGGUCUUACUCUGAAUAUGACCCUAAGAGGUGCUUUGGAUGUAAACAGCAUAUCACCAUUGGUAUUUAAUAUAAAUGCAGUCCUAGCUUCAGUCGGCUUUCUAUGUUUGGCUGGGAAAUGGCCGCAGUUGAUGCGAAAAUGGCAGCGGGUGGAACGGCAGAUGCCGCCUUCUCAGUCAUGGCGUGAACGUGAGGCGUUGUCGGUGCGUGUACAUAAGGUGACCUUUGUACUGAUCGCAUUAUCGCUGACUGAGCAUUUAUUGAGUACCAUUUCCGCGAUUCAUUAUGCAGUUCAUUGCUCCGCACCGGGCGAAGCCGUUGUAUCUUACUUCACAUCGGUUUCUUCACACAUAUUUUUUGUGUUCGAUUAUGCUACUUGGUUGGCUUGGUUCGGAAAGAUAUUGAAUGUGUUCAUGACUUUCGGUUGGAGUUACAUGGACGUUUUUCUAAUGAUAAUUGGCAUAGGACUGUCGUCUUUGUUCGGACGAGUGCAGAGCAGUUUGGAGCGUGUCAGGGGACAGAUAAUGCCCGAAGCUUUUUGGACGCGCACACGCUUACAAUAUCGCCUUAUUUGCGAUCUAAUAUAUCAAGUAGACUCUGUUGUAUCCGGUAUAACAAUGCUGUCGUUCGCUAAUAAUCUAUUCUUCGUUUGUAUCCAGUUGCUAAGGAGUAUAAAUAAAAUGGCAUCUGCAUCUCAUUUUAUCUAUUUCUGCUAUUCGCUGGGUUUUCUCUUAGGCCGUACCUUGGCUGUCUCGCUAUAUCUUUCCGAGGUCAACGAGCGCGCACGUGAGCCACUAGGCAUUAUCAAAGAAGUACCGAAGGAAGGUUAUUAUGAAGAGGUGGAUCGGUUUGGGCAUGAGAUAGCGGUUGAUACCGUGGCACUAACCGGAUUGCAAUACUUCAAUGUAACACGUGGACUGGUGUUGACUGUAGCCGGCACCAUAAUUACUUACGAACUUGUGCUUAUUCAGUUUCAAAAAGAAGACAAUUUAUGGAAAUGUAGUUGA